AUGUUUUCUAAACGUGGGACUCUCAGCUUCGUGCUAUUGGCAAGUGUUGCGCUAGUUUUAAUCGCCUCAACGGAAGCCACAGACUUGAUUAUCGGCACUGCGGGUCCACACGAUCAUCUGGCUCAACACGAAUUUUUGAAGAAGCCAUCCAGGUGGUUUCAAGUUAUUACUGCCGACAGAACCUUCACCACUACGUCAGGUGAACUGAUUUCACAAGUGCGAUUGCUUGAUCAGAAUAAGAAAGGAAAUGGCGCCACUGCUUCUGUUACUGCUGGGGGACCUGGUUUCCAAUUCGUUAGCGUUCACUUUAAAAGCAAGCGUGGACACAGCAUCGACUUCCUCGCUGAGCUCUAUGGACAGUAA
Messenger RNA from Phymastichus coffea, 363 nucleotides. RefSeq names its product probable salivary secreted peptide. The transcript has a single exon. Bases 1 to 363 code for a protein of 120 amino acids. Lineage: Eukaryota; Metazoa; Arthropoda; Insecta; Hymenoptera; Eulophidae. The record is from RefSeq and is a predicted model, not a curated record.